This is a messenger RNA of Microdochium trichocladiopsis, 506 nucleotides long. RefSeq lists its product as uncharacterized. The record is from RefSeq and is a predicted model, not a curated record. The transcript has 2 exons. The coding region runs from base 65 to 403 and encodes 112 amino acids. NCBI's taxonomy places the organism in Eukaryota, Fungi, Ascomycota, Sordariomycetes, Xylariales, Microdochiaceae.
GACCGCUUACGUCAUGCAUGCCGUGUCUGCAUGAAGUGCUUCGCUUAUUAAGGUACCUUUGCGCAUGUCUCGCCGGGUGAGUCUAGCAUCCAUUGGGCGGGGUAGCUUGCCCGCGGCCCGGCUCUUGAUCUACAGGGCCUUUUUGCGGCGCAUCUUCAUCCUCUUGCCAUUGCAUCGAAACGUCUUGUCUAGCAAGCCGAAGGGCGUAGCGUGUCCAACCGAUCGGACCAAAGCCACCUGCACACCUCUAAGCCCCCUUGCGGCUGGGGAUCGUCUCCGCACGCACGCAGCUCACACCCGACCGAAGCGAAUCUCUGACUCAAAAGUACUACAACAGCGAUUUCGCGCCCAGCCCACAGGUGCUCAAAAGCUUCAGCGGGGAAGCAUUCGACGCUCCCUCUAGUCAGCCACUUUCUGCAAUUUCUAGCCAAGCCUUUGGGUAUAUCUCCAGGCCUCACGACCAGACUCUUGUGCCUCUCCCGAUCGACCCAAUUUGACGCGCUGGG